This is a messenger RNA of Phaeoacremonium minimum UCRPA7, 510 nucleotides long. RefSeq lists its product as hypothetical. Bases 1 to 510 code for a protein of 169 amino acids. Lineage: Eukaryota; Fungi; Ascomycota; Sordariomycetes; Togniniales; Togniniaceae. The record is from RefSeq and is a predicted model, not a curated record. The transcript has 3 exons.
AUGUCAGGCUUCCCUAAGCUCAUCCCGGCUUUUACAGUCUCUAUCGCCAUUGACCCGCCAAAUCAAUUCGGUGUCACAGCCACUGGCAAUGGCCUUGAUAUGGUGGCAUUCAUCCCAGGAGUAGGCGGCAUCAAGUCCGAGCCAGACUACCCCAUCCAGGUCGACGCUACCUGGCUUCACGGCUCAGAUUACAUCAAGGCCGAUCCGGACGGCAAGCAUGUGCGUCUCGACGUCGUCAGCACGGCCAAGGACAAGAAGACCGGCGGCCUGAUCCGCUACAACUACACCGGCACCAUCGACAUGACAGGCGGUGCCGGCCGUGUUCUCUCUGGCCAGCCAGGCGCGGAGACGACCGAUUACGGCGAGAUAUUUGCACAUGUGAAAAUUGAGACGGGCAGCCCGGAGCUGAUAGAGCUUCAGCACAAGACCUACACUGCCGCUGGCCGCUUCGUCGUGGAAGAGGGCAAGCCUCUCGUUGUCGAGUACAAAGUUAGCGAGGUUGCCAUUUAA